Molecule: messenger RNA, 3251 nt
Organism: Ilex paraguariensis (yerba mate)
Lineage: Eukaryota; Viridiplantae; Streptophyta; Magnoliopsida; Aquifoliales; Aquifoliaceae
Source: the annotation of a GenBank genome assembly
GGCCUCCGUUUCUUUUGUGGUUGUCUCAGGGGAAGGUAAUUUCUUGCGAUUGAUAUAUGAAACUGGUGGUGGGUCUUUUGUCUUUCUAUUGUCUUAUAGGGUUCGUUACUGUCAGUUGGGUCAGUUCAUAUGUAAGUCUUUUAGAUUUUAUUUGUUCUUUUGGGUAUUUAUCACCCGGAGGGUUAUUUAGGGGGUUUGGGUUGUGGAACUAUUGAUCAGUAUGAGAUUUCUCAGGUCUUUUACGGUAUGAAUUGGGUGAAUUUUGUGGAAUUCUCACAUGGGUUUUCGGAAACGUUGAUGGGUUUCUUAUUCUGCUAACGGAAAUUUGGAGUUUUGAAAUUUUAAGAGGGACUUGGGGUUUUGGGCGUAAACUCUGUGAAUCAUAAUACAUUUUGUCAGCUCAUCUCGUAGUAUUUCAAUUUUCAUAUGCUUUCUUUAGUUAAAUUUCUUUACUUUUGACCUCUUGAUAUGUGUCAUCUUCUCUCCACCAGUUGUUGGAUUGGUUUGGUUUAUUUGGCGGUUAUGCAUUUUUGUUAUAUUUUCAUGGCGGCUCAGUCCAUCUUUUGGUUUUUAUUAUUCCUGAUGAUAGAAUUCUGAUAUUUUUAUCACUUAACUGUUGUAUGAUGUAAAAGAUUUGGCUUACAACAAGUUUUUUCAAUACCGGUUUUGAUUUCUUCUUGUUGGUGGUUGGCUAAAGAAUUGUGAGCAGGGUGAAACAGUAUGAGGAGUGAGAAUCAGAUCAAAAAACGGAGGAAGGGUCGGAGGUUGGGGAAGAUAAUGAAGUGUCUCUUCCCGGGAGAACAACCAAGAGUGGAUGAAAUGGUAUCUUCAUCUGAAUCUCUUGCAACCAAGGACUAUUCGGCAAGUGUGCAUUCUUCUCGAGCUGGUGAGAUUGAACAGAAGCUAGACACUGGCAAUAUUGAAGAAGCGGAAUCAUCUUUGCGUGAGAGUGGUGGUUUGAAUUAUGAGGAAGCAAGGGCUUUGUUAGGAAGAUAUGAGUUUCAAAAGGGAAACAUAGAAGCUGCUCUACAUGUGUUCGAAGGGAUAGACAUUGCAGCAGUGACUCCAAAGAUGAAAGUUGCCCUUGCUAGAAAAGGGGAACCUCCUCAGAGACGCUCUCAAAGCUAUGUGACCUCACCAAUGUCUAUCCAUGCUGUUAGUUUACUUCUGGAAGCGAUUUUUUUAAAAUCAAAAUCAUUGCAAGGUCUUGGGAGGUAUAAAGAAGCUGCUCAAUCAUGUACAGUUAUUCUGGACAUUGUUGAAUCUUCAUUACCAGCAGGCUUGCCUGAAAACUUUGGUGCUGACUGUAAAUUGCAGGAGACCUUAAACAAGGCUGUUGAGCUGCUUCCAGAAUUAUGGAAACUUGCUGAUUCUCCCAAUGGGGCUAUCUUGUCAUACAGGAGGGGCCUUCUGCAUCAUUGGAAUCUUCAGUCUGACACUACAGCAAAGAUUCAGAAAGAGUUCUCUAUUUUUCUUCUCUAUAGUGGUGGAGGUGAAGCAAGCCCCCCAAACCUGCGGUCCCAAAUGGACAGUUCUUUUGUACCCAGAAACAAUAUAGAAGAGGCCAUUCUUUUGCUAAUGAUACUAUUAAGAAAAGUUACUCUCAAAAGAAUCGAGUGGGACCCAUCAAUAUUGGAUCACCUUACAUAUGCUUUAUCUAUCUCAGGGGGCCUGGGGGCUUUAGCUAAUCAAUUGGAAGAAUUGCUUCCUGGGAUUAUUGAUCGACGAGAAAGGUAUCACACACUAGCUCUCUGCUAUUAUGAAGAAGGUGACAACUUUUCCGCGUUGAAUUUGCUGAGGAAACUGUUGAAUAGUAACGCGGACCCAAAUCAUGUUGCUGCUUUAUUAUUGGCUUCAAAGAUCUGUGGGGAAAGCUCGAAUUAUUCAGAAGAAGGGAUAAGCUUUGCUCGCAGAGCCCUUGAAAACUUGCCAGAUGUAUGUGAUCAGAUGGUAGGUGUUGCCAACUGUUUAUUGGGUAUCUCAGUUUCAGCACGUUCUAGAUCAGUUGGAACAGACUCUGAAAGGGUUAAGAGACAAUCUGAGGCACUUCAAUCCCUGGAAACAGCUGGGAGAAUGACGGGACUGAGUGAUGAAAAUAUAGUUUACCAUCUCAGUUUAGAAAAUGCUGAGCAGAGAAAGUUGGAUGCCGCGCUUUAUUAUGCAAAAUGUUUGCUUAAAUUGGAAGGUGGGUCUAACCUUAGAGGGUGGAUACUGUUGGCUCGAAUAUUAUCAGCUCAGAAACGAUUUAUAGAUGCUGAAACUAUCAUCAAUGUUGCUCUAGAUCAGACAGGGAAAUGGGAGCAGGGACAGUUAUUACGAACCAAAGCUAAACUGCAAAUUGCACAGGAUCAGACUGGGAAAUGGGAGCAGGGACAGUUAUUACGAACCAAAGCUAAACUGCAAAUUGCACAGGGUCACUUGAAGAACGCUAUCGAAAGUUACACUCAACUACUUGCUGUUCUUCAACUUCAGAGAAAAAGCUUUGGAUAUGGGAAGAAACUUCUUAAGGAUGGUGGCAAUCAUAAUAAAAGUUUGGAAUUAGAAACGUGGCAUGAUCUAGCUUUUGUCUACAUAAGCUUGUCACAGUGGCACGAUGCUGAGAUCUGUCUCUCCAAAUCCAAGGCCUUCAGUGGUGGUUCUGCUUCCAGAUGGCACACUGCCGGUUUGCUUAAUGAAGCAAAGGGCCUCUACAAAGAAGCUCUAACAGCUUUUGUGCGGGCUUUAGAUUUUGAUCCCGCCCACGUCCCAAGUCUCGUUUCCAUGGCUGUUGUUCUGAGACGGCUAGGUGGUCAGACAUCGGCGGUUGUUCAAAAUUGUCUGACGGAAGCUUUGCGGCUUGACACAAUGAAUUCAUCUGCAUGGUAUAAUCUUGGACUGCUCUACAAAGACGAGGGCGGUGCAUCAGUGCGUGAAGCUGCCGACUGUUUUGAGGCUGCUACACUCCUUGAAGAGACUGCACCAAUCGAGCCUUUCAGAUGACUAGAUGUUUGUGAAUCCUUUUGUAUUUGUAAGCCAUUUAAAUGCUUCAUCUUCCAUGUAUGUAUUUUCCACAUGGUGUAGUUUGAGGGACAAAGCAAUAAAAACAAGAGGUCUGUCUGUGUUCGUUUCCUUAUUUGGAAGUUCAGAACAAGCGGCUGGUAUACCACCAUAAUGAAACUAGUGUUUUUUUUGUUGGCUGUUUUUGGGGCCUUGUGUAGUUUGUUACGACGUUGGAAUCAAAAGUGUCAAAAGAGGAGAACGACAUUUUCUGG